This is a messenger RNA of Lates calcarifer (barramundi perch), 988 nucleotides long. RefSeq names its product protein FRG1. The coding region runs from base 97 to 864 and encodes 255 amino acids. Gene Ontology annotation, cellular component: catalytic step 2 spliceosome; striated muscle dense body; nucleolus. NCBI's taxonomy places the organism in Eukaryota, Metazoa, Chordata, Actinopteri, Centropomidae. The record is from RefSeq and is a predicted model, not a curated record. Gene Ontology annotation, molecular function: actin filament binding. The transcript has 9 exons.
GUUCAGGGCGAAUAUAAACAUUUUGUACUUCCCCAGCCACCGUACUUGUGGUGUCAGUGUUUACUUGCUGUGUUAGGCACUAGAUUCGGUGAAGAAAUGGCGGAAUAUUCCCAUGUUAAAUCAACCAAAUUGGUUUUGAAAGGUCUUAACAAAGGGAAAAAGAAGAAGCACAAAGAUAAGAAGAGAAAGGCAUCAGAUGAGGAAGAAAAACCUGAUAUAGUUGGUGGGUGGUGGUCCAUCAGUGGCUUUGGGGAAAUUACUGGAACAGUUGCCAUAGAGAUGCAGAACAACUCAUACAUCCAUGCCCUGGACACUGGACUCUUCACUCUCGGUGCACCACACAAAGAUGAUGAAGGACCAGACCCUCCAGAGCAGUUUACUGCCAUCAAGGUCUCAGACUCACGUGUAGCCUUGAAGUCUGGAUAUGGAAAGUACCUCGGUAUCAACUCUGAGGGUUUGGUGGUGGGACGUUCUGAUGCCAUUGGCUCCAGGGAACAAUGGGAACCAGUCUUUCAAGAUGGCAAAAUGGCUCUCAUGGCAGCAAAUAGCUGUUUCAUCUCCUACAGUGACAGUGGGGACAUUGUGGCCAAGAGCAAGACAGCAGGGGAUGACGAGAUGGUGAAGAUCAGAUCGAGUGCAGAACGAGAGGUCAGGCGUAAAGAUGACAUUGCAGAUGAGGACAGGGGCAACGUGAAGUCCUGCGAGAUCAAUUAUGUGAAGAAGUUUCAAAGCUUUCAAGAUCGGCGGCUCAGGGUUAAUGAGGACACUACUUCCACAUUAAAGAAAGCCAGAAUGGAUGGGAAGUUUCAUGAAGCUUUGCUUGACAGGAGAAGCAAAAUGAAAGCAGACAGGUACUGCAAAUGAAGACUCAACUUUGCAGAUUGCUGCCACGUCUUUGUAAAUGUCAUCAUUUUGUAGAUUUGGCCUUUUAAUCUCACAGUAGCUGUUUCUUUUUAUAUUUUUAAUAAACAUUACAUGGUCAAAUCCA